Molecule: messenger RNA, 1978 nt
Organism: Acaromyces ingoldii
Lineage: Eukaryota; Fungi; Basidiomycota; Exobasidiomycetes; Exobasidiales; Cryptobasidiaceae
Exons: 4
Coding region: 39-1820 (593 amino acids)
Molecular function (GO): protein binding
Source: RefSeq, a predicted model, not a curated record
CCCUGAUCUAGGAAAGCAGUACGACCACGGCAACGUCAAUGGAGUCGCACGUCGCAACAGCCUGGGAACCAGACAGGCUCACGUCACUUCCAACGGAGCUGUCGUUGCUCGUGCUGUCAUUUCUCGAUCCACCCUCGCUCUGCCGAUGCCAGGAGGUGUGCAAGGCCUGGCAAUCAUUGGCUGUCAAGGACGGCGUAUGGAGGAGCGUCGCUCUCAAUCUGGGCUACCUGCCACCGGGCGUCAUCCGGGCCCAGGAUCUUUGCGGGCCUCCGGCAGAUGUGCGUUGGUGCUCGAACACGAACGCAUACUCGCUCGACUAUGUCAAAGGUGUUGAGCCAGUACAAACGCAGGUGCGACAGGGCGAGUCCGUCGACUAUCCAAGCUUCCUGACAACGUCAUCGGCCAGAGGCUACUACGAUGGACUGGUGUCAUUCCAGGACCUAUGCAUACGGAAAUGGCGUGUAGAUGCAGGCUGGUCGGCUACUCGUGAGCGCGAGACGGGUGCUCUUCGGGAAUUACAGCCAGAGGUGCGUCUGAUCGAUGCAGCUCCGCCCCUCGUGCACCCAGCAACAGACUUGGAAGAGGAGGUCGUCGAGGAGGAGGGCAGAGACGUCUGGCGCAUCAAGCUGGAUCCAGUCGACCGCACAAUUAUAUCUACAGGCCAAAGAGGCGGCGUCAGAGUGCUUUGUCUGGACACGAAGCAGGUCUUAUGGAGGCUUCCCCAGCUUGCGACAAGGCAGUAUCCCCAUGUCGAGUUUGACCGCGGCUUUAUGGUCUUUGACAGGAUGGGACACGGUCACUUUGAGGUCUGGAGGGCUCAGAGACUAGCCGGUGCUGACGGCCAGAGGGGGCACUUUGACCACUAUGCAACCCUGGCCUCACCGCGACCGCCGCGUGCCCUUCGCUUUCAGUACCCGAACCUCGUCGUAGCAACCCUCGAUGGCCAUCUCUUGACCUGGGAUAUAGUCUCAAAAACGGUGGUGCAGGACAUUGACCUGGAGGACUCCGUCCAUAAAGACAACGUCAACUACAUUGACUUUGACGAUGAGUUUAUAUUCCUCUGCGGGACUGGAGGCAAGUGCGUCACGGCCGUCUCGAGAAAGAAAGGAAGCAUCAUCUGGUCGCUUUCGAUGCACUUUGAAAGCAACCUACCUGCUCCCUCGACUUAUCUCUACGAAAGAAGAUCUGAUCGGUGCGAGCACUAUCACCUGGGCAAAGAGAGUCUUCAAAGGACAGACUACAAAGUCGUCUUCAGAGCCUGGGAGAGGCUAGCUCCUGGUCAAGCGCCCACAGAAGCACUCUGCAUUCCCUCUAUGUUUGCCGAUCUCUUCUUUGGAGACGAUUUCGACGAUCCACAGCCUUCGACGUACGAAGGAUUCGGCAGCCAGCUCGCUGUAGCCGAUGGAAGAGCAUUUUGCGUAGCAGGACGAACCCUGUUGAUUGACUUGGAUCCUGGUCGUCAAAGCAGGGCGAAUCCGAGCACGAUCCCUUUCCCCUCUAAGGACAAGCUUCAGUCAUCGGAGACGACCGACCAAUCUGCGGCUGGGUGUGAUGAGGAGGUAUCGACCAACGAGGCUGGCUUUGCAGUCUACGAUUCCAGCAUACAGGGAGGCAUAGAAACCGACGAGGGACUGUACACUGCCUCUGUAACGUUGAGCACCUGUGCUCAGAUGGACUCGACCGCGGCCUACUGCGUCUGCAUCAGCAUUGACAACGAGGAGUGGGACCAUUUGCCGACGGAGAGCCAUGUCCUCGCCGUGGUCGCUUUCGAUUUCGCACCUCCACGGAAGAACGACCAGGGAACCAGCUCACAAGCAUAGCAGCGGACCUUUGUGAACUCCUCUUACAUUAUCACCUCUCGUUGAGAACCUUCCUACCAUCUCAUGUCAAAUAGCAAAUAGCUUGGGCCCCAAGCCUCCCUUCGUCUUGUUCACUGUAUUUCAUAUCAUCUCACGUCAUAUUCCCGCUUUCGUGCGAU